UGGUAUCAAAAUGGCUGCAAUGUUGAAAAACGUGCGGCUUGCCGUCUCAUUGAACCGACUUUGCUUCAGAAGUCAGAUAUGUAAACUAACGACCGCAGCAUUUUCACACAAAUGUCAUCGAAGAUUAUCACCAAAUUUCAAUAACCAGACUAUCUUGUCUAACAAGGUGAAUAGUAUCCCUUUGGUCAGGACAUAUGGCAAGGUUGGCCCUCCCCUUACAUUGAACCUCAUCGAGGAAAGAAUAUUACUCACUCUCAAGCUCUAUGAUAAAAUUAAUCCAGAAAAGCUUGAACUCAGUUCGCAUUUUAUGAAUGAUCUUGGACUUGACAGUUUGGACCACGUGGAGAUCAUUAUGGCUAUUGAAGAUGAAUUUGGUUUUGAAAUUCCUGAUGUUGACUCUGAAAGACUGCUUACUCCACAAGACCUUAUUCGUUAUGUAGCAGAUAAGGAAGAUGUUUAUGAUUGAAUAAUUUUUUUUCUAGACACAGCAACUUAUACAGCACAAUAGUGUACCAUGAGAACAAUUAAGACAAGAGACUUAUGCACUAGACUGAUGAUAACAGUUCUGUUUGCGAUGGAUUGGUGUGAAUUUUAUAAAUCGCAGUAAAAAGACUCAUAAUUGAUUUUGAAAGAUGAAUCUGCUUCUGAACUGGAUGAAUGACAGAAUAAACGUGGGUCUAAGGAACUUUUCACUAUUGUUUGUAAUGAAUGCGAAAGUGUAAUUAUGUAUUAAAUCUUUUAAGAGUAGGAA
Molecule: messenger RNA, 751 nt
Organism: Ylistrum balloti
Lineage: Eukaryota; Metazoa; Mollusca; Bivalvia; Pectinida; Pectinidae
Product: acyl carrier protein, mitochondrial-like
Exons: 5
Coding region: 11-466 (151 amino acids)
Biological process (GO): fatty acid biosynthetic process
Cellular component (GO): mitochondrion
Molecular function (GO): acyl binding; acyl carrier activity
Source: RefSeq, a predicted model, not a curated record